UCGAAGCGCAUUUUCUCGCGAGAUUUCAGCCAUCACUUCCUCUUUGCAUUCUCCGCCGUGAUGCCGACCAAGAAAUCCAAGACCAGGAAGCUGCGCGGUCACGUCAGCCACGGACACGGCCGUAUAGGCAAACACAGGAAGCAUCCUGGAGGUCGCGGUAAUGCCGGUGGAAUGCAUCAUCACCGGAUUAACUUCGAUAAAUAUCAUCCCGGUUAUUUUGGUAAAGUGGGUAUGAGACACUAUCAUCUGAAGAGAAACACCACGUUCUGUCCCACCAUUAAUCUGGAUAAACUGUGGACGCUGGUGACUGAGCAGACACGAGAGAAUUACAGUAAGAAACCUGACGGACCAGCACCGGUCAUCGACGUAGUCCGGGCUGGCUACUUUAAAGUUCUAGGUAAAGGCAAGCUGCCCAAGCAGCCGGUCAUCGUGAAGGCCAAGUUCUUCAGCAGACGGGCCGAGGAGAAGAUCAAGGGUGUUGGAGGAGCUUGUGUGCUGACUGCAUAAAAUACUUUUGCUAAAUAAAACAACAAAAGUUCA
Messenger RNA from Triplophysa rosa, 540 nucleotides. RefSeq names its product ribosomal protein L27a (gene rpl27a). The transcript has 5 exons. Gene Ontology annotation, molecular function: structural constituent of ribosome. Gene Ontology annotation, biological process: translation. The coding region runs from base 61 to 507 and encodes 148 amino acids. The record is from RefSeq and is a predicted model, not a curated record. NCBI's taxonomy places the organism in Eukaryota, Metazoa, Chordata, Actinopteri, Cypriniformes, Nemacheilidae. Gene Ontology annotation, cellular component: cytosolic large ribosomal subunit; ribosome.